CCUCCGACAGUCACUGCUGCUGCUUCAGCCUUGCCGCAUGCACAAUGCAGCCCCCCCACCUCCUCCUCUUCCUCUCUCUCCCGAGCCUCCUCCCUAGGAUGUGGGCAGACCCAGAGGCACAGCCAGAGGUUAUCCAGUACCUCCUGACUGGCCUCUUUGCCAACAUCAGCUCUGCUGAGGUGUCAUGCGUGGGUCUCGUAGAGGAUAUACCCAUCAUAGCACUGCAUCCAGCCAACUGGAGCAUCCACUUCUACUGGCCGUGGGUCAGCCAGGCUGCAGCUGAAGGCGAGGGGGAAAAGUUGAUGUCCCAGUACAAAAUUGGUCUCCGCAAUAUGAUCCGAUUUGUGCACGACAUGGUUCAGCAGACAAAACAGCACUACCCAUUGGUGGUCCAGUCCCGUGCAGGCUGUGUGCUGUACCCCAAUACGACAAGACAGAGCUUCCUGAAUGUCGGCUGGGGUGGCAGAGACCUCGUAGCUUUUGAGGUAGACAAACAGCACUGGGAAGUCCAGCGAGCAUCCCAGGUGGCAGAUCUGGUCAGCAAGAGACUUAACAGGCAGAAGUCCGUCACAGUGCUCCUGGAGUACCUUCUCUCCACCUGGAUGUGCCACAACAACUUCCUCACCCUGAAGAAGUAUGGGAGGGAAAUUCUGGAGAGACAAGAGCUGCCCGUGGCCACGGUCUUCGCCCGCACCCCCAGCCCAGCCCAGCUGCUGCUUGUUUGCCAUGUCACUGGCUUCUACCCCCGUCCCAUCAGUGUGGCCUGGCUGCGGGAUGGGCAGGAGGUGCCCCCGGGCCCGGCACUCAACACCAGCAGCAUCCUGCCCAACGCUGACCUCACCUACCAGCUCCGCAGUGUCCUGGCCGUGACCCCCCGUGAUGGGCACAGCUACGCCUGCCGUGUGCGCCACCGCAGCCUGGGCACCCGCAGCCUCCUCAUCCCAUGGGAAAACGGCAGCCCAGCUCCAACCGUCAGCAUCACCAUUGCAGUGCUGCUUCUCGUGGCCACAGCCUCUGCUGGGGGAUUCUGGUGGUGGAAGCGCAGGAAGGGUAACGAGGCUGCAUGGGAUACCCAGGAAUUCAUCAUUUGAGGCCUGGUUCUGCACACAGAAACAACAGCUUGCUCUCCCUUCUUACUUCAUGUCCCACCUCUGACCCAUCAGCACUGACAUGGUUUUGUUCUG
Messenger RNA from Pseudopodoces humilis (Tibetan ground-tit), 1184 nucleotides. RefSeq names its product T-cell surface glycoprotein CD1b-3-like. Lineage: Eukaryota; Metazoa; Chordata; Aves; Passeriformes; Paridae. Gene Ontology annotation, molecular function: lipopeptide binding; exogenous lipid antigen binding; endogenous lipid antigen binding. Gene Ontology annotation, biological process: positive regulation of T cell mediated cytotoxicity; immune response; antigen processing and presentation, endogenous lipid antigen via MHC class Ib. Gene Ontology annotation, cellular component: external side of plasma membrane. The record is from RefSeq and is a predicted model, not a curated record.